This is a messenger RNA of Gloeophyllum trabeum ATCC 11539, 1659 nucleotides long. RefSeq lists its product as uncharacterized. The coding region runs from base 1 to 1659 and encodes 552 amino acids. The transcript has 3 exons. The record is from RefSeq and is a predicted model, not a curated record. Gene Ontology annotation, molecular function: protein binding. Lineage: Eukaryota; Fungi; Basidiomycota; Agaricomycetes; Gloeophyllales; Gloeophyllaceae.
AUGUUGAAGUUGAAAUUCAAGAAAGUCGACGACCUCUGGACCGUAAUUCCAUCUGGUACGAAGAGUCUGACGAAGCAUUCAUCCUCCCAAUCUAGAGAUGCUUUUAAUCACAACUCUGUGUGUCCACCGAACCAACUGCCGCCAGAGAUACUGGGAAACAUAUUUCAGCUUGCUCUCGGAAACGACUAUAGCGACAGCGUGAUUUCCAUUACGCAUGUGUGCCGCUAUUGGCGUGAUGUGGCUUUGGGUGAUCCGAGUCUGUGGCGCAAACCCGCGAGUUCCUGUCCCGAGCUCGUGACGCUGAUAACGCAGCGCAGCAAGAACUUAGGUCUUGAUCUAGUCAUCAACACGGUUCUUAGGGAUGGCAUUCGGUCACGGGACUACUUCCCCACCAGCUACAAUUACGAACAUGCUAUGGAGUGCAAGCUGGCUUAUGUCGCACAUGCCGCUUCCCUCACCCUUGUUGUUCACGACAAGAUGGACGGAUUCCCUUCAUACGUGAUGCAAAAUCUCCGGACUAAAGCCCCACUUCUAGAGUCUCUGACCAUUGGCACUAUGGAGGUCAAGGUACCUUUGAACUUGACCUCCCUACAGAGUUACUUCCCAAGGCUCAGUCGCCUGACAAUCAGUAGGCUCGUCUUCUCGCGCACUUCUGGGAUGUUCGGAAGCCUCACGUGCCUAGAUGUGUGUUCAAAUGACGGCCGGAAGGUUAUGGAUGCUCUGCAGGGCGCUCCUCUACUUAAGAAGCUCAUCCUGCGUAGCUCGAUGUCAUCACCGUGCAAGGCGGACAAGGACGCCGUCGCAAGGCUUCCUCACCUGGAAGAAUUUUGCAUGAGAGGUCUCUCGCCCUCCAUGUGCAUAGAUUUUCUAUCCCAUUUAAUUGUCGGUCGACCAGUCAGCCUGAUCCUGCGGUGCGACCACGACAACACCGAGCCUGCGCAGAUGUCAUCGGCCGCUGAGGUGGCCUGGCGGUUCCUCACGGCCAACCAUCGCACCGUCUAUCGCUUUGCCGAAGUCCAUGCCGGUGAUGACAUAGUCUGCAUACUCCGGCCUCUUCCCCCUGCACCUGGUGUUACACAUAACCCGGCUACAACCCACUUCCGUAUAGAUCUGGACCAAGGAAGGGCCUACCUUCAGGAGUGGCACCAUUACCUGCCCCUGGGAGACGUGGAAGUUUUGCGCGUCCACGAACAUAUGUUGGCGCGCCGCGAUCUUCCUGAUUGUUGGGAAACAACCGGACUUGCGAAUAAGUUCAAGUACAUGAACCAAGUUGAAUGCCUGGAAAUCACCGACAACGUCGCUCAGCACCUCAUCCCGCAUCUCGCAACGAAAGCACGACCGAGCGACCCAGGCCACCCCGCGUUGUUUCCUCGUUUGCAGCGUAUCCACUUAUACAUGGAAGAAACGCGCCGGAUCCUGUAUUGCGAGGAGGAAGGUGUAGUGGAUAUCUAUGAAGGUGUCUUCGACGUUAUGGAGAGCUACGUGAAUGAACGCCAGCGGGAGGGGGACGAGAUCGCGGAGCUGUGGAUACACGCCCUGCCCGUCACAUUGCAGAGUGACGCGCUGGACGCGAGAUUCAGGGGUCUCGUCCGCCAGCUACGCUUUUCUCAUUCUCGCAUGGAAACCUCUUCGUGCCCCGAUUUCAGCAGGGGGCAGUAA